Messenger RNA from Xylaria bambusicola, 1775 nucleotides. RefSeq lists its product as uncharacterized. The transcript has a single exon. The record is from RefSeq and is a predicted model, not a curated record. The coding region runs from base 730 to 1245 and encodes 171 amino acids. NCBI's taxonomy places the organism in Eukaryota, Fungi, Ascomycota, Sordariomycetes, Xylariales, Xylariaceae.
CGGCGAUGAUACUCAAUGGGGGCCGUUACAGGUUUAAGCUUUUGGUCUCUGGGGCGUCUUGACAACCUUGCGCUACUCCGCGCUUCGUAUGCACAUUUCGGCGCUAGAUAUGCAAAUCCUCCUCAUGAGAUACUUUAAAAGCACAGUUUUCUGACCCUCUUACAUUAGAGCCGGGUACUUUCUCUUAGCGGAUAUAAAUGGGUAGACCCCGAAGGCCUGCCACGGGCGAAACAGGUUUGAAGCCAUUCAUCCGAUUUUCAUAUCAUAGAGAAGCUCCUUGGGUUACUAGCAAACUAUUGCGCGAUACGCUGUCUCGGUAAGGCUCUGAUAUAGCAAAUGAUUGAUUAAGGGGUUGGUAUUUUCGUACUCAGGUAUCAUAAGGGUUUCUCUACUUCGACCGUGAACGAAACCUGCUGUUUUGCUCCAUCUAAGCCACCGACACAACCCUACAGAUGAAGAGGAUGCUAUGGCAUACGCAACUGGUCGCGAAAGGCUGGAGGCGGUUUCAGAAUUGCGACUAGAAUGAAAUGCUUCAUACAAGCGAGAGUAGGUAUACUAGAGGGUAUUGUCGAGCGGCCUGCCUGUCUAUUAUGAAGUUGCUGUAUCACACAAAACGGCACGUUCAUCCUUCCGGUCUCAAAACUGGGCAAUUAUUCAUUACUUAAAUCUAGCAGCUCUAUUGACCACGUCGCUCUCCGUUGGGCUAGAGGUGCCAUACUUCUUCCCGCAAUGUCAACGAAAGCAACCAAUAACAACAAUAACAACAGCGACGGCGCUGAAGCCGUCAACAACAAUAAUAACGGAGACAACAAUGACAACAACUAUCAAGUGGCCAAUAGCGAUGGCACCGGCAGCAGCGCGACAAACACCAACACCGGCAACGACACUGGAGGCGACAAUUCUCAAAUGAGCAGCGCCAUCGGCGCGAACAGCAGCGCGGUAAAUAAUAACAGCAACGUCGGCGGCUCGACCAUCUCCUUCGGCAACAGCGACAUAGCAGCCACUCUCACAGCCGCCACGAAGACCAUAUACGCCGCCGCGAUAGUCACAUUCGUCUCCCUCGCACUCCAAAUCGUCGUCCUCGGCGCGGUCCUCGUCAUCUGGCUUCGCAGGCGCAAACUCCAGCGCGGCGAGAAGACGGGAGGACGCCGAGAGAAGGGCGUUGUUUCGGGAUACGUGCAUCCGGUGAGAUACUGGAGCUUGCCGUCGGAUGCACAGCAGUAUGCCAACCCCGGAGUCCUUUGACUUCUAGAGCUUGCCCCCCUUCUUUUUUUACAUCAAAAGUAAUUACUGACACCAGCUAAUCAUAGUGAUCGGAGCCCGUGGCAGGACGUCCCGCCGUAUAGCUCGCCGAUCCGAUUCACGGGGCAGGAUGCUGCUGCUGCUCGGCCGGCGCCGGCGGCGACUGUGCGGUCUAGUAACUGUGCCGUACGGUCGGAGCUAGUUUGAGGUAUAGCCGAUACUUCCCCAGACGAUUUUGUCAAUUGUGCUGAAAGGGGCACAUCGGCCAAGCGUAAUACGGCGUCCGCGAUCGUGGGUAUUGGGAGUCUAAUUGAAUCGCAGGCCUUGAAGAGGAUAAUGGAUACUUUUUUUCCUUUUUAUGGGCAGAGUGCGUCUGCAUUUAGAUGGCUGGAGGGACCAGCUUGUGUAUUCCAUUUAGAUAAUGUGGGCGUCAAACCUCCAUGCGCUCUUUAGUGCAUAUGAGCAAGUGCUUUGGCUUUGACCAAUAUGAGUUAUGGGAGUCACGAAGAUCCUUUACGCAAUGUCAUGGAGAG